AGAGACGAGCGGUCGGGGCGCGCGCUGCUGUCAGUCCUGUGCGCUGCGCUCGCGCUGUCACCGUCAGGCUUUGAUCGAUGCCGUGACUUCACACCGCCGCGUUUCACUUUAGAAUCAAAACGGACUCUAUAGUGUGUUUAGUAGCUUAAUCCACUUUCCCUUUCUUUUGAAUCCUAAAACAGUUUUGUGAUCAUUUUCCAUUAAAAAAAAAGUUCACUCUGAGAGAUCAUGGCCACGUCGGUUCCCUUGCUUCCAUCAGCGCCGCUCGCGCAUCACGCGCCUCCUCCGAUUUCCAUCUCCGCUUCGGCCGGUGGCGGCUCCUCCAGCCCGGCGAGUCUGUCUCCAUCACCGUCAUCGCUCGCUCCCUCGGCGGCUUCGAGCCUCUUCCGCUCGGACCUGCUGCCCUCUGCGAGUCCGGCUCUCCCGGUGGGCAGCGCGCCGCACAAGCCCGCGUAUGCCACGCCGUCUCCGGUGGAGAGCACGCCGCGCAACAACGAGUGUCGCCUGGUGGAGGUGCGCGGCGCGCGCCUCGCCUCGUUCACCGUGGACGGCCGGGAGCUCAUCUGCCUCCCGCAGGCGUUUGACCUCUUCCUGAAGCACCUGGUUGGCGGUUUGCACACCGUGUACACCAAGCUCAAGCGGCUGGAGAUCACUCCGGUGGUGUGCAACGUGGAGCAGGUGCGCGUGUUGCGCGGGCUCGGCGCCAUCCAGCCCGGUGUGAACCGCUGCAAGCUCAUCUCGCGCAGAGACUUCGAGGUGCUCUACAACGACUGCACCAACGCCGGCUCCAGACCUGGCCGACCUCCGAAAAGGACUCAGAGUGUGACGUCCCCCGAGAGUCCACACAUCCUGCCCCACUCCGUCUCUGGACUCAUGUCCUCAGGAAUCAUGUCUCACACAGGUCUGACAGCUGCUACUUUAGCCGAGGCCAUGAAGAAGAAGAUUAAACUGGAGGUUUUGAACAGUUACCACGGUACUAACAACCACGGUGCAGACCCUGAGAACGGAGACGUCAGCUCAGGCAUGGCAGGUUUGGAGCUGCCGUUCAUGAUGAUGUCACACCCUCUGAUUCCUGUAAGCCUGCCCCCAGCCUCAGUUACCAUGGCGAUGAAUCAGAUGAACCACCUGAGCACCAUCGCCAGCAUGGCCGCCACUGCUCAGGUGCAGAACGACUCGAGCCGCGUGGCCACCUCCGUCAUUAAGGAGCGAGUGCGAGACAGUCCAUCCCCAUCUCCCUCUCUGGAGGACGGCCGCAGGUCAGGGAGCCACGUAUCCUCCAGGCAGAGCAGCAGUGUGUCCAGUUCUCCUGCUCACACCGAGAGCUCGUCUGAUCGGCCGCCUGUGCAUCAGAAUGGCCUUUCCUUGGGUCACGCUCUGUUAGGCCUGUCUCCGAACGCACCCCCAGGACCAAAAGAGGGGGAUCUGGCAACCCAAGACGCUGGCCACGACUCAAGGAGGACGCAUGCAGAAAAGGAAGAGAGCGUACUGUGCACGCCCACAUCUCGCGAGACCUACGAGAGAGUUUCUCACACCAUCCCCACGCUUCCUCCAGGCUUCCCUGCACCGCUGCUCUUCCCUGAGGGCCUGUCUUCCAUAGAAACACUCCUCACUAACAUCCAGGGUCUGCUGAAGGUGGCUAUAGAUAACGCCCGGGCGCAGGAGAAGCAGGUGCAGUUGGAGAAGACGGAGCUGAAGAUGGAGCUUUAUCGGGAGAGGGAACUACGUGAGACACUGGAGAGACAGCUCUGCGUGGAGCAGAAAAACCGAGCCCUCAUCCAGAAGCGACUGAAGAAAGAGAAAAAGACAAAACGGAAGCUCCAGGAAGCUCUCGAAUAUGAGUCCAAGCGACGUGACCAGGCUGAGCAGACGCUGCAGCAGACGACAGCCAGUGAGCACGCUCACACUCCAAACGAGCCUCCUGCUCCGGAAAUGGAGACCGACCUGAGCAGGGACAGAACAGACGCAGACAGGACGAUACCAGAUGGACGGCUCUUUCUCAAGACUGCGGUGAUGUUCUGAAGAAACAGAGCGAGAGAACAUGUAAAUCAGUGCGGAGUCGGAGGAAGCAGAAGUGCGAAUAAUCACAAACUAUCGAUUGUAUCGGAGGACUAGAGACAUUUCAAGGACCCCAAAGGGUCGGUGUCUACAAAUUACUGCGAGGAGACUGUCACACGCAUUGGAAAUCAAUGCUUUCAUUGUGCCUCUCUGUGAAGUCGAGGCACCUUUUUCUUAUCACAGAGGCUAAAAACACACCAUGUGGACCUUCACAACAUUUUUUUCUAGGAUAUUUAAACCACUCACACUUUACUGACCAUGAAAAAAAUAUUUCAGAGCUUCUCUUUUAUAGCCCUGACAUGUUUAACUAUCUAUAAAGCACUAUUUCCAUCGGGGGGAAGAGUCUGAUGAGUUGAGUUUAUUCAUCGUUUAUUGAAUAUCUACAUGACAUUUAAUGUGUUUUCGUGUAGCUGUCUUGUUAUUCCCAAAAGAAAGAUUGUCCAUGUUUUUUGUUUUUUGUCAUUAUUAUAUGUUUGAUGAUUAUAGCAGGUAUUCUCAAACGAAAAAAAAAAAAUCAUGAAACAUGGAACGUGUACAUAAAAGUGUAGAGAUAAUAUUGUGCAUUGUAUGUCGUAGCGCUGUUAGGAAAUCAAUACAAACCUCUUUAAUGAAA
Molecule: messenger RNA, 2668 nt
Organism: Pangasianodon hypophthalmus (striped catfish)
Lineage: Eukaryota; Metazoa; Chordata; Actinopteri; Siluriformes; Pangasiidae
Gene: dachc
Product: dachshund c
Exons: 11
Coding region: 229-2019 (596 amino acids)
Source: RefSeq, a predicted model, not a curated record